AUGUGGUACCCUUGGACGUGCGUUUGGGAAGCCGGCGCUGAGGAAGCUCCCAAUGACCAUGAGCAGCAGUCGCUGCCGACGCUCAGUCCGCCGUUGUUGAGCCGGGUGCCGGUGGUGGUGUCCAGCGACGCUAACUCUGUUACCAAUUUUUCCGCCGCGAUCGGUGACGAAGACUUGUCCCUACCUCAAGACAUUGAAAUUCCUCCCCCGAUGGAGACGCUGGCGUCCGAAAAGCUGAUCGCUGCCGCGGCUGGCCAGGAAAACGCUGCCGCUGCUGCUGCCGCCAGCGCCGCUGGUAGCACCAACUCGCCGGAGGUGGUGAGGCGAAUGCAGAAACAGGAGGAUGAAGAGGAGGAGGAGGAGGAGGCGACGCGACGCGACGCGACGCCGUGUCAGACGAGACGGGACGAUGACCCGAACGAGACUACUGACCCGUCGUCGAUCUACUCCGCAACCACAGCAGCCGCUACGGCCACAACCACGGUUGGCUCCGGCGGCACCGAUGCCCUGAAACAGCAACCUCCUGCGACAGUGACCACAACCGCAACCGCCAUCUCAACCCCGACAUUGGCCGACGUGUCCUGCCCGAGUACCACCGGCACUGGCGGCGGUGAUAUGUCGCAGAAGUUGUCGUCGGACCAGGCGCAGCAAAAGCAACCGGAACCUGAGCCGGAGCCGGACGUAGCUCAGCAGCAGCGGUUGGCCAGAGAGAAGCGCAGGCUUCGCCACGGUGUAGAUUUUCCGCUAACUGCGUUUGGUUCGUUGUCGUUCGCUUCGACUGCCAUUUCCUCUGUUCAGUUGAUCCCCGACAUUCAGUCAACUCCGUGCGUGUUGCGAUAUGUGCUCGAGGAGUUGGUUACGUCAGAAAAAGACUACGUGAAAGAUUUGGGAUCAAUUGUUGAGGCAUGCGUUUGGUUGUGCUGUAUAAUGCGCUUGAUUAUGAUCCGAGUGAUCUGCCGGUUCGUAUCAUCCCAAGAGGUAUUGUACGAUCACCGCCUGCCUAACGGCGAGAGUCACUGCCGGUGGCAUCGGUUCGUAGCUUGGUCGAACUUCGUAGCAAGACGACGUCGUGACGGGGUGCUGAAUCUGUGA
Molecule: messenger RNA, 1092 nt
Organism: Soboliphyme baturini
Lineage: Eukaryota; Metazoa; Nematoda; Enoplea; Dioctophymatida; Soboliphymatidae
Source: the annotation of a GenBank genome assembly